CUAUAAGAGCAGCUGCAUUCAGCCUUCACAUAGCCAGAAAAACCACACUGAGUCUGAGAGAGGGAAACGUAUAAGCUGACCAACCUCAACCUGCACCCAAGGGACCCCUAAGGCACCCGCAAUCUCACCCCAACACAGCAGACGGUGGGACCAUGAAGACUUUGGUGGCUCUGCUGCUGCUCUGUCUGUGUGAUCCUGGACAGAGUGACUGUCAGGCAGACUGCCUGUCCUGCAGCAACAUCCUGCCCAAACAGCUCAGUUUCAACACUAUGGUGUGUCUCACUGAGUGUGAAGCCAACAUCUCCCCAGCCUUCUCCUGGGACUUCUGUUGUAAGGUGCUGUCCUCGCCAAUUUCCUUCCUUACCGGUACUCUGCGGAAAAGAUCUCAGGAGGAGGUGGAGGCCCUGUUUCCUGAAGAGGAAGCGCAGGUAGAGGGAGGUCUGUUGCUGCCCUUUGCAUUGCAAAGGUACGAUCACUUGACCCGGGCACUUGGGGUGGAUCAAAGGGAUCUAGGUGGCAAAGCCAACCAGCUGAACACUGCCUACAAUUCCCAGAAUGCCCUGUCUCUUGAGGAUGAGUAUGAGGAGGAGGCAGGGCAGGACGAAGGGGCUGCUGACGCAGCAGCAAGAGGACAGAGCGACGCAGGGCUGAGUGUCUCCAAAAGGUUCGGCGGCUUCGUCAAAGGGAGGCACGGCUACAGGAAGCUGAUGUCUCCAGGAAGAUCGUACCAGAAGAGGUAUGGUGGCUUUAUCGGAAUUCGGAAGUCAGCCCGCAAGUGGAACAGCCAAAAACGUUUCAGCGAGUUCCUGAAGCAGUACCUGGGGAUGAGUGCUAAGGCCACUGAGUUCAACAGCGUGUCAGAAGACCUCACCCAACAGAAUGAAGUCUAACAGAGUGCACCUUUAUGCCACUGACAUAAAACUAUUUCCUGAUGUAUUUUCACUGAUCUUGUUUUGUAUUUCACCAACAUGUCAAACUUUCUCUGGUGUCACCAAAGUUGACCUAUUGAAUUGAAGUAAUUUACCACAAAGUGAAAAGUAAGCCCAUGAUCUAAGUCUGCCACUGAAGUCCUCUUUGUCUCACGAUAUUAGAAUUUGCUGUUUCUGUUUUCCUUUUAAUUAUGAUGCAAACAAUUUGCCUUUAAAUAUCAGACCUUUUUUUUAAAUACAUUUUUUUAAGCAGCUUAACCCUCCAGUAGAAGUUUUUCCACUCAGUUGCCAGAAAAAAUAUGGCCAUUGUACAUUUUUGCAAACCACAGAUAUGUUACAUUUGUACAUUAUUAUGUAGGGGAUAUGUUGAAACUUAACGUUGUGGUUAACAUGUGGUUAGGUUUAGGCACAAGAACCACUUGAUUAUGAUUUGGAAAAUAUCAUGUUUUGACUUAAAAUACCUGCCAUUGGUAGCACGAUCCUGCCUAUAAAAAUGCAGUGAUGCCUCUUUAAAAAACAAUCACUUUUCAUGGCACUAUCACUGCUGAUAAACAGCAAUGGGUCCCUAAAACACAACCAGUUCUGUUGUUUGUUGGUCUCGAACAGUGGUCUGCAGUAGUCUGCAGGUCUCUCUCCUAAGUACCAUGGUAUCCACCACCACCUCCACCUCCACUGACAAUGACAUUUUUGAAACGUUGAUAUGAUAUGUAUAAAACAUGCAAAUGUAACUUAUUUGUGGUUUGCAGAAACGUAAAAUGUCAACAAUUUACUCUGGUGACUGGGCGGAUUUUUAGGCCCCCAUCAAAACAGCUGAGCUGAGCUGUGAGACUAUAUCAUCCCUGGCAUCUUCCAGGCCUUCUGUCCAGCUCUGGGCACCCUGAGUCAUUCAGGCCUCCCAUUUGGUACCAGUUGAUGGAUCAUUUGAUUAGCUGCCCGAGCCCUUAUCCUCAUGAGCUUUGAAGAAAGCCCUCACUAUGAAAAUUUCUUCCAGCCUUGAUAUGCAGUAAAAUAUAGGCUUCAUUUUACUAUUUACUAUAAACUGCUAAAUUAACAUUUGCUUUUCUGAUUCCCUUUAUCAUACAGUAUAUUUGACCAAUUAAUUACUCUGCUGGGUCAUCUGCAAAAAGUUCUUAAUCUUUUUACAUGGAGGCCUCUGGCUUUAGGGGGUCAUUACUGUUGAAGGUGUGUAAGAAGUCUAACAGGGCCACUCUUUUUGUUAUACUGCCAUCUUGUGGCAAGAUGCAUAACUCAGUCUCUCUUACAGGACAAUACCAGUGUUAUUUUCAUGUUUUGGCAUUAUGGUUAGGGUACUGUCAGCAGUGAUGUAAACUAUAUUGUAUGUGAUUUGUGGUAAAUAAAUGAAAACAUGCAAAAACACAGCUAAAAGUCAAUGAUUUAUCACUGUGCCAAAACACACCUGAGACAGGGCUACUGAUACAGGUUUAAUAAAAAGAUCUCUUCUUCAAUCUGGUGAAAUGGUGACAUGAAAGACAACAGAGCACUCAGUAUUCAUGCAUAUAUGCUCCUGAUCUGUCGGCCAAACUGAUGUUAUGUGCAAGUGAGCAUCAUCUCUGACUGGCUCCUGUGUCAAGAGGCCAGGUUCCUGUAUGUACAAACAAUUUUUUCUUUCUUCAAACUGUAAUGGUGUGAAAUGUUGCCCACUAUGAGAACUUGUAAAUAGCUGACUUUAAACAUGUCAAUAAAAAUAGUUUACUAUUUCCUUCGUGGCUUGUUAUGCAGAAACUGAUUCUGUGUCUUGAGGUGUUUUGUUCUUAGUAUUGGGUUACAUUAAUCUCUUUACUUCUUUUAGUUACUUUUAGAUUUUUUGAGAGUACUAUACUUUUGUAGAUGUGUUGUAAGCCAUUGAUAAGAACAGCGUUAAGGCUGCCAAGUUGUGUAAUACUCCUUUGGCUGAUGUUUAAAAUGUUUAUAUUUUAUUUCAUUGA
Epinephelus moara (kelp grouper) is the source of this 2875-nucleotide messenger RNA. It is a transcript of the gene pnoca, whose product is annotated as prepronociceptin a. Gene Ontology annotation, biological process: sensory perception; neuropeptide signaling pathway; chemical synaptic transmission. NCBI's taxonomy places the organism in Eukaryota, Metazoa, Chordata, Actinopteri, Perciformes, Serranidae. The record is from RefSeq and is a predicted model, not a curated record. Gene Ontology annotation, molecular function: opioid receptor binding. The transcript is spliced from 3 exons. The coding region runs from base 153 to 890 and encodes 245 amino acids. Gene Ontology annotation, cellular component: dendrite; plasma membrane; axon terminus.